Penicillium crustosum is the source of this 564-nucleotide messenger RNA. RefSeq names its product EF-hand superfamily Ca2+-modulated protein. The coding region runs from base 1 to 564 and encodes 187 amino acids. NCBI's taxonomy places the organism in Eukaryota, Fungi, Ascomycota, Eurotiomycetes, Eurotiales, Aspergillaceae. The record is from RefSeq and is a predicted model, not a curated record. The transcript is spliced from 3 exons.
AUGCCUCCCAAAAAACGCGGAGGCGCAGCUAGCUCCUCCGCACCGGCAGCACCCAAGCGCGGACGCGCAUCCAAGCUCGCCAAGGAGAACAACAUCACGGCCGAAGAAGAAAACGAAAUAAAAGAAGUAUUCCAGCUAUUCUCUGACAAGAAUGCAGACUUCCCGGAGGAGAAGGAGGGAGUCAUUCCCCGGGAAGACCGCUCUUGGCCUCCCCCCACCGACUCAACCGAACUCGCAGAAAUCCUCUCCGCACUGGAUCCAACUCUAAGCGGAUACGUGCCCUACAGCCCCUUCGUUUCAAUAGCAGCAGCCAAGCUACGCUCGCGCGAUGAUGACGCCAUGGCUGCCGAGGUGGACGAUGCGUACCAGCUAUUCACGCGCGGCACGGAUGGCCCUAUUACACUGUCGCAUCUGCGGCGCAUUGCGCGCGAAUUGAAGGAGGAUAGUGUGGGCGAUGACCUGCUCAAGGAUAUGAUCCUUGAAGGGAAUGGAGGUGCUGGGUUGAGUGCUGGUGUUACUUUGGAGCAGUUUCAUGAUGUCAUGACAAGAGCUGGUGUGUUUUAG